Telopea speciosissima is the source of this 465-nucleotide messenger RNA. RefSeq lists its product as uncharacterized. The record is from RefSeq and is a predicted model, not a curated record. Lineage: Eukaryota; Viridiplantae; Streptophyta; Magnoliopsida; Proteales; Proteaceae. The transcript has a single exon. The coding region runs from base 13 to 423 and encodes 136 amino acids.
AAAUACAGAGUCAUGGCAUGGUUCUUCAAAAGGAAGAGGGGCCCUGAAUGGAAACAAGGAUGGACAGAGCAGAACCUCGUUAACAUCUCUGCUCCACCACUUCCCUUCCUUGCCUUCUUUGGAGUUGUUAUUCUCUUCCUUUCUCUGUCACAGUACACAGACUACAAAUCCCAGAUGAACAGGGCUUUGAUCAGUUUUCAAUUUCUGUUAUUCAUUUUACCUGUUGUAUUGAUCUUCUUGGUGCGAUCCAUGGCUAUCAAUGGUAGGUUCUUUAGGAUACCUCUUCCACAGUAUAACUCGAUUCAUCGAGCAGGGAGCUCUCCUUGGGGUGUUGCAGCUUUGGUGGUUGUGCUUCUGCUUAUGAUCUCUUAUCAGUCAUCUGUUCAUUCCAACUGGUUUAGACCCUUAUGGAGAACAUAUUAAUCUAUAGAAGCCUUUUUUUUUUUUUUUUAACUUCAUGUGCCU